Messenger RNA from Thunnus maccoyii (southern bluefin tuna), 3497 nucleotides. RefSeq lists its product as uncharacterized. The record is from RefSeq and is a predicted model, not a curated record. The coding region runs from base 53 to 3478 and encodes 1141 amino acids. Gene Ontology annotation, molecular function: zinc ion binding; protein binding. The transcript is spliced from 2 exons. NCBI's taxonomy places the organism in Eukaryota, Metazoa, Chordata, Actinopteri, Scombriformes, Scombridae.
UUUCACUUCUCAGAAAGUGAAACUCAGACAGUCGUUGUCACUGAGAGGUGAAAUGGCGCAGCAAGGAGCUCAGCUGGACGGAGCAAAAUUCUGCUGUUCGAUCUGUUUGGAUCUACUGAAGGAUCCGGUGACUAUUCCCUGUGGACACAGCUACUGCAUGAGCUGUAUUAAAGGUUUCUGGGAUGAAGAGGAUGAGAAGAAAAUCUGCAGCUGCCCUCAGUGCAGACAGACCUUCACACCGAGGCCUGUCCUGGUGAAAAGCACCAUGUUAGCAGAUAUAGUGGAGGAGCUGAAGAAGACUGGACUCCAAGCUGCUCCUGUUGAUCACUGCUAUGCUGGACCUGAAGAUGUGGCCUGUGAUGUCUGCACUGGGAGGAAGAUGAAAGCUCGCAAGUCCUGUCUGGUAUGUCUCGCCUCUUACUGUGAGAAACACCUUCAGCGUCACUAUGAUGUUGCUCCACUAAAGAAACACAAGCUGGUCGACCCCUCCAAGAAGCUCCAGGAGAACAUCUGCUCUCGUCAUGAUGAGGUGAUGAAGAUGUUCUGCCGUACUGAUCAGCAGAGUAUCUGUUAUCUCUGCUCUGUGGAUGAACAUAAAGGCCACGACACAGUCUCAGCUGCAGCAGAAAGGACUGAGAGGCAGAGAGAGCUCGAGGUGAGUCGACAAAACAUCCAGCAGAGAAUCCAGGACAGAGAGAAAGAUGUGAAGCUGCUUCAACAGGAGGUGGAGGCCGUCAGUCGCUCUGCUGAUAAAGCAGUGGAGGACAGUGAGAAGAUCUUCACUGAGCUGAUCCGUCUCAUCCAGAAAAGAAGCUCUGAUGUGAAGCAGCAGAUCAGAUCCCAGCAGGAAACUGAAGUGAGUCGAGUCAAAGAGCUUCAGGAGAAGCUGGAGCAGGAGAUCACUGAGCUGAAGAGGAAAGACGCUGAACUGAAGCAGCUCUCACACACAGAGGAUCACAACCAGUUUCUACACAACUACCCCUCACUGUCACAACUCAGUGAACCUACAGACUCAUCCAGCAUCAAUAUCCGUCCUCUGAGAUACUUUGAGGAUGUGACAGCAGCUGUGUCAGAGCUCAGAGAUCAACUACAGGACAUCCUGAGGGAGAAAUGGACAAACAUCUCACUGACAGGGACUGAAGUGGACGUUUUACUGUCAGAACCAGAACCCAAGACCAGAGCUGAGUUCUUAAAAUAUUCACGUGAAAUCACACUGGAUCCAAACACAGCAAACACAUGGCUGUUAUUAUCUGAGGGGAACAGAAAAGCAACAUUCAUGAGUCAACAACAGUCUUAUUCUAGUCACCCAGACAGAUUCACUGUAUAUUGUCAGGUCCUGAGUAGAGAGAGUCUGACUGGACGUUGUUACUGGGAGGUGGAGUGGAGAGGAGGAGGAGUUGAUGUAGCAGUCACAUACAAGAAUAUCAGCAGAGCAGGAAACUCAAAUGAAUGUGUAUUUGGAUACAAUAACAAAUCUUGGGCUUUAAAUUGUUACACUAACAGUUAUACAUUUUUGUUCAACAAAGUCUCAACUCCCGUCUCAGGUCCUGGUUCCUCCAGAGUAGGAGUGUACCUGGAUCACAGAGCAGGUAUUCUGUCCUUCUACAGCAUCUCUGAAACCAUGACUCUCCUCCACAGAGUCCAGACCACAUUCACUCAGCCUCUCUAUGCUGGACUACGUUUUUACUACUCUGUCAGGAACACUGCUGAGUUCUGCAAACUCAAAAUCAAAGGUCAAAUUAGUUCAACGUCUAAGGAAGUGAAUCUCAGACAGUCGUUGUCACUGAGAGGUGAAAUGGCGCAGCAAGGAGCUCAGCUGGACGGAGCAAAGUUCUGCUGUUCGAUCUGUCUGGAUCUACUGAAGGAUCCGGUGGCUAUUCCCUGUGGACACAGCUACUGCAUGAGCUGUAUUAAAGGUUUCUGGGAUGAAGAGGAUGAGAAGAAAAUCCACAGCUGCCCUCAGUGCAGACAGACCUUCACAUCAAGGCCUGUCCUGGUGAAAAACACCAUGUUAGCAGAUUUAAUGGAGGAGCUGAAGAAGACUGGACUCCAAGCUGCUCCUGCUGAUCACUGCUAUACUGGACCUGAAGAUGUGGCCUGUGAUGUCUGCACUGGGAGGAAGAUGAAAGCCAUCAAGUCCUGUCUGGUGUGUCUCGUCUCUUACUGUGAGAAACACCUCCAACCUCACUACAAUGUCGGUCAAUUCAAAAAACACAAGCUGGUCGACCCCUCCAAGAAGCUCCAGGAGAACAUCUGCUCUCGUCAUGAUGAGGUGAUGAAGAUUUUCUGCCGUACUGAUCAGCAGAGUAUCUGUUAUCUCUGCUCUGUGGAUGAACAUAAAGGCCAUGACACAGUCUCAGCUGCAGCAGAAAGGACUGAGAGGCAGAGAGAGCUCGAGGUGAGUCGACAAAACAUCCAGCAGAGAAUCCAGGACAGAGAGAAAGAUGUGAAGCUGCUUCAACAGGAGGUGGAGGCCGUUAGUCGCUCUGCUGAUAAAGCAGUGGAGAACAGUGAGAAGAUCUUCACUGAGCUGAUCCGUCUCAUCCAGAAAAGAAGCUCUGAUGUGAAGCAGCAGAUCAGAUCCCAGCAGGAAACUGAAGUGAGUCGAGUCAAAGAGCUUCAGGAGAAGCUGGAGCAGGAGAUCACUGAGCUGAAGAGGAAAGACGCUGAACUGAAGCAGCUCUCACAAACAGAGGAUCACAACCAGUUUCUACACAACUACCCCUCACUGUCACAACUCAGUGAACCUACAGACUCAACCAGCAUCAAUAUCCGUCCUCUGAGAUACUUUGAGGAUGUGACAGCAGCUGUGUCAGAGCUCAGAGAUCAACUACAGGACAUCCUGAGGGAGAAAUGGACAAACAUCUCACUGACAGUGACUGAAGUGGACGUUUUACUGUCACAACCAGAACCCAAGACCAGAGCUGAGUUCUUAAAAUAUUCACGUGAAAUCACACUGGAUCCAAACACAGCAAACACACAUCUGUUAUUAUCUGAGGGGAACAGAAAAGCAACAUUCAAGGAAGAAGAACAGUCUUAUUCUAGUCACCCAGACAGAUUCACUGAUUAUUGGCAGGUCCUGAGUAGAGAGAGUCUGACUGGACGUUGUUACUGGGAGGUGGAGUGGAGAGGAGGAGGAGUUGAUGUAGCAGUCACAUACAAGAAUAUCAGCAGAGCAGAAGACUCGAAGGAAUGUGGAUUUGGACACAAUGACAAAUCUUGGGCUUUAAUAUGUAACACUAACAGUUAUACAUUUUUGUUCAAUGGUGUCAAAACUCAUGUCUCAGGUCCUGGUUCCUCCAGAGUAGGAGUGUACCUGGAUCACAGAGCAGGUAUUCUGUCCUUCUACAGCAUCUCUGAAACCAUGACUCUCCUCCACAGAGUCCAGACCACAUUCACUCAGCCUCUCUAUGCUGGACUUUGGCUUUAUUCUUUAUUCUCUGACGGGGUCACUGCUGAGUUCUGCAAACUCAAAUAGACAGAAGUCAUUUAAGGGA